Molecule: messenger RNA, 262 nt
Organism: Racocetra persica
Lineage: Eukaryota; Fungi; Glomeromycota; Glomeromycetes; Diversisporales; Gigasporaceae
Source: the annotation of a GenBank genome assembly
UGAAGCCGAACGAAAGCAAUCCCAACGAGCCAGCCAGAAAGCAGCCCACGGCCAGCCCUUAACCACCACCGAAAGGGAAGUAUUGGGACUAAUUAAGAAACGACCGGGAGCCUAUAAAAGUGAACUAGGCCGACCGAUGACCCCCCCAAGAACGGCAAAGGCGACGGAGAGAACGAUUGAAAGGAGGGAACACUAUGUAGCCCUCCUCGGGACUGGGUUUUUUUCAUUCGGCCCAGUUCCGGAAAAAUUACUCCUUGCCGGA